AUGUCGUCGGCAACCCCCGAUCCCCAGCCGAACAACCCCGCGCCGACACACACGACAGAGGCCCCAACGCCAUCACAACCACCCAACCAGCCCGCCGUCCAAAACGACCCCGAAGACGAUGACUCGGACUUUGACGAGCUGGACGAGGUCCUCGAUAACUUCAAACCCAAAGCGCCUGACGCGCCCGCCCCGAAACCCGACGCCACGCCCGCUCCCGCCACGCAACCGGCCGGCGAUGCCGACUUCGACGAGGAGGCCUUCAUGCGACAGCUCGAAAAGGACAUGGCCAGCAUGAUGGACCAGGCCGCCAAGGAGUCCGGCACCGCCGACAGCCACGGCUUCGAGAGCGCCGUCAACCAAGGCGCCGACGCCUUCACCAAGCAGCUCGAGGAGAGCGGCAUCCCGCCUGGCGACUUUCUCAAGCAGCUGAUUGCUGAUGUCAUCGCCGAGGGCGGGGGUGAGGGUGAUGCGUCCGCCGCGGCGGCGGCGGCAGCGGCUGCCACGGGGGCAUCGGCGGGCCCCUCGACGCAGGCGCCAGCGGGUGCGGCCGACGCGCCACCGGAGUCGUUUAACGACGCGAUCCAGCGCACGAUCAACCGCAUGAAGGAGUCCGGCGACAAGGCGACGGCGGCGGCGUCGGAGGAUGACAUCUCGGACGACCUGGUGGCGCAGCUGCUCAAGGCGGUCGAGGCGGGAGCGUCGGCGGGGGAUGAUGGCGACCUCACCAAGAUGUUCAUGGGCAUGAUGGAGCAGCUGUCCAACAAGGAAAUGCUGUACGAGCCCAUGAAGGAGCUGGACACCAAGUUCCAGCCGUGGAUCGCGGAGAACAAGGGCUCGGACAAGGUGUCGGCGGAGGAUAUGGCGCGGUACGAGUCGCAGGCCGUUAUUGUAUCUCAGAUUGUCGCCAAGUUCGAGGAGCCCGGGUACACGGACGAGGACCCCAAGUGCCGGGAGUACGUGUGGGAGAAGAUGCAGGAGCUAACGAGUGUCUCGCAGAUGCAAGCUGCGGGCAACCCGCCAGAGGAACUCGUCGCCAAUCCCUGGAUGGACGACAUGAAGGGGCCCGGGGGCGCCAUGCCGCCGGACUGCCCACAGCAGUGA
Aspergillus terreus NIH2624 is the source of this 1101-nucleotide messenger RNA. It is a transcript of the gene pex19, whose product is annotated as putative peroxisomal membrane protein receptor Pex19. The transcript has 3 exons. The record is from RefSeq and is a predicted model, not a curated record. Lineage: Eukaryota; Fungi; Ascomycota; Eurotiomycetes; Eurotiales; Aspergillaceae. The coding region runs from base 1 to 1101 and encodes 366 amino acids. Gene Ontology annotation, biological process: protein import into peroxisome membrane. Gene Ontology annotation, cellular component: peroxisomal membrane; peroxisome.